This is a messenger RNA of Microthlaspi erraticum, 1140 nucleotides long. The record is from the annotation of a GenBank genome assembly. Lineage: Eukaryota; Viridiplantae; Streptophyta; Magnoliopsida; Brassicales; Brassicaceae.
AUGGAUAACGUACCUUAUGCCAGUGCAGUAGGCAGUCUCAUGUACGCCAUGAUUGGCUCCAGACCUGAUCUUGCUUAUGCAGUGGGUGUGAUAAGCAGAUUCAUGUCAAGUCCAAGCCGUGAUCAUUGGACCGCCGUCAAAUGGGUUCUGAGAUACCUACGAGGAGCAUCAAAAGCCAAGUUAACGUUUACAAAGAAUGAAAGAUUCAGAGUCGAAGGAUUUUGUGAUUCAGAUUAUGCUACUGAUCUAGACAGAAGGCGCUCAGUUACUGGUUUUAUCUUCAAGGUUUGGGGUAAUACAGUUUCGUGGAGGUCUAAUCUACAAUCAGUUGUGGCUCUAUCAACUACAGAAGCAGAAUACAUGGCACUAACAUCAGCUACUAAGGAAGCUAUCUGGUUGAAGGGAAUCUGUGAAGAACUAGGUUUUGAUGCAGGGGCAGUUAUGAUUCACUGUGAUUCGCAAAGUGCUCUGGCCUUAGCUAAGAAUGCAGUGCAUCAUGAACGAACUAAACACAUUGCUACUAAGUUUCAUUUCAUUCGGGACAUUGUAGCAGAUGGGAUUAUCAAGCUCUAUAAGAUUCAUACUAGCCGUAAUCCAGCAGACUUCUUAACUAAAGCCUUACCUGGGCCUAAGUUUGAGCUCUGCCGGGAUUUGGGAUUUCUUGUUCAGAAAAGGUUUUCAGCGAGAAGAGGUAAAGAUCUGAGUUCAGGGUUUCAGAGUUUUACCUGGGGAUUUCUUUUGAGCAGCUACGGAGCAGUGGAUCUGUUUCACGAGAAGUUGUUGAGAAGAAUAGAGGAAGUCGAGAAGCUACGGAGCUUCUUGCAUGUCACCGGAUCUCGGCAAGCACGAGGAAUCGGCCAGUGCUUAGUGCGGAGGCUGAUAAACCUCAAGAAGAUACUUGCAGAGACUGGUGGUCGGCACCGUCAGCGGAAGCCGGAGCUCAUCGGUUCAAGUCCGAUUGGAGCAGUCGUCUUCACUAUCGCGGAAAGACAGAGAGAAGCAGCUAGGGUUCGAGAUUCUCGGAGUUGUGUCCGAAUAGGUGGAGAUUGUAAAUUUGGAUUCGGACUAACUCCUAAUGGGCUUGGCCCAGACACUUCGAGAAUUCGUCUUAGGCCCAAGACGGAACCCAACCCCAGCUGA